AUGUAUUUCGACCAGUUCCGUGAAAACAAUAAACAUUCAAAACAGGCUCUAUUGAACGACGCUUUAUAUCUUUGUGAAAUAUAUCAGAAACGAUAUUUUGUUGGAAUAACCAAUAUUGUUUCUCAAGGAACAUUGAUCAAAUUUUGUGACAUUUUAAAUUUCAAAUAUAAACAAUAUAAAGAAAUGUUGGAUCAACACAAUACAAUCUCAACAAAAAAAGACCUAAGAAUACAAAAACCAAAAGACGACUUUGACAAUGAUAAGGAAAAUUUUUUUGUGUCUGCUAAACAGUCUCCAGAGAAAAAAAUGAUAUACAAUGAAACCAAAGAAAAUCGCAUAAAUAAAGAACCAUUAACACAAAAGAAUAUGAACCCUAUAUUUAUUACACAAACACCAGAAAAGCAAUUGGAUUUUCUUCUUCAAAAUAUUAAAUCACUAAAGAUGGAUAAUAUCUCAAAAUUUGACAUUCAAAAGGAUAAAUUUCAACAAAUUAUUUCUGAUUUUCAGAUACUAGAAAAAAAAAUAUUUAAUAUUAAGGAGAACUAUACUAAACGGAUUGAGUUACAAAUAUCAAUUUUUAAUAAACACAUCAAAAAUUAUGAAACGAAAUGUAAUGAGAUUUUGCAUCAAAAAAAUAAACAACUUGAAAGUGCUAAUAAAGCACUUCAAGAAAAGGAGAUACAGCUACAAAAACUCAAUGAAAGAAUAUUUAAUCUUCAAAAGAAGGAGGAUAAACUCAAGCAGAUAGAUUUGUUUACAAUUCCAAUUGGUAAAAUAUUGUUAGAAUAUAUGAAGGAUACAAGAAAUGAUAUAUCAUUUGAGGUAUAUUUCAAAAAAAAUUUCCCUAAUAUAACGUCGUUUUCUAAUAUUAGUCAGAAAGAAAGUUUUCAAAGUUUACAAAGAGAGGUUGUUGAAAAGAUUGAAUCACUUAAAAAUUUUCAUGAUAUGGAUACAGAAUUACGACAUUUUAUAACUUCAAUAACGAAGGUAAUCGAACAACAAGGAAAUAGUCUAACAAAUGGAAUAAAAAUAUUAUAUGAACAAGUACAAAACUUGGAUAAUAAACAAAAUUGUAUAGCAGAAGACAAAAAUAUAGUUGAAUCAUUAAGCCUCUUAACAAAUGAUUAUUCUAGACAAAUUAAUUUAAACAAUGAAUUAAAGAAUAAUUUAACAACUGUACAAAAUAUUUUAAAGGACACACAAUCCCAAUUGAAAAUUGAAUUAGCGAAGAAUAAUGAAUUAAAUGAAAAUGUGCAACUACAAAAUGUGACUCUGAAUAAUUUGAGUGAUCAAUAUAAUAAGUUACAAGGUGAUUUAGCCCAAAAAUUGAGAUGGAAACAAUUAAAGGGGAUUAACAGAGAUUCAAAUAAGUCAAAAAAAGAUUUAGAAAGAAUUGAAAUGAUGUCUCAUGUUGAAUUACAAAACAUAGUAAAACAAUUGGUAAUAUUCUUAGAUAUACCAAUAGACAAAAUUAGAACACAAUUAAUAAAAAUUAGUAUAUCCUUAAAAUACGAAAGAAACUUAUCCAUAUAUUUUAUCGGGAAUAUCAAUUAUCAAUUGACUGGUCAAAAAAUUAAUUUCAACAAAUAUCAAAAAGAAGCGUUUCAACAGUUCCAAAAAGACACCUCAUUAAAUAACAUAGUUCAUCCAUUGCAGACAAAAUUGGAUACUUUAUUAGAUGAAGUGCUACUGAAAUUAUGA
Arxiozyma heterogenica is the source of this 1701-nucleotide messenger RNA. RefSeq names its product Ady3p (gene ADY3). The transcript has a single exon. Lineage: Eukaryota; Fungi; Ascomycota; Saccharomycetes; Saccharomycetales; Saccharomycetaceae. The record is from RefSeq and is a predicted model, not a curated record. Bases 1 to 1701 code for a protein of 566 amino acids.